GAUACAGUUUACGGCAUCAGCUGGGGAUAGACGUGGAGGCUGAGAGCGGAAUGGCGGCGGCGGCCGAGGAGGUGCAGCAAGUACCGGGCGGUAACAGCAGCUGGGACAAAGACCUAGCUGAAGCUUUGGAUGAAGGCGGCUAUGACCUGGAAACACUAAGAAACAUAAUUCAAGGACGAUGCAUACCAACAGACCAAAGGGGCAAAGUUUGGAAGAUUUCACUAAAUGUAGCAGGGAAAGUGGGCAGCUUAGGAUCAUGGGAUGGAUCUCUAGAUCUACCUGAACAGGCAUUAAUACAGGAUGACUGCCAAAAACUCAUAGACUACCUUUCAAUACCACAAGAGGAAAAGGCACAAUUACUUUCAGAUGUUGAAUCUGUGAUCACAUUCUACUGCAAAUCCCGAAAUGUCACAUACACCCAGAGUCUUGGCUGGACCGACCUGCUUAAACCUCUUGUUCCACUCCGAUUGCCACGAAAUGAUUUGUAUAACUGUUUUUAUGCCAUCAUGAAUAAAUAUAUACCUAGAGAUUGUGUCCCCAAGGGUCGACCAUUCCACCUCUUCAGGCUUCUUCUGCAGUAUCAUGAACCAGAGCUUUGCUCUUUUCUUGACACAAAGAAAAUUACUCCAGACUCGUAUGCAAUCAACUGGGGAGCAAGCCUCUUUGCUGGUUGUUGUACAGAAGAUGUUGCCCAGCUGAUGUGGGAUGUGUAUCUACAGCAAGCAGACCCUUUCCUAAUUUUCUUUCUCAUGUUAGUCAUUCUAGUUAAUGCAAAAGAAUUUAUAUUGUCUCAAGAGGCAGAAUGUAAGGCAGACCUCAUUCGAUCUCUUGAACAUAUUCCAUGCAACCUGGAGACAGAAGAUAUAGAGGAUCUCUAUUCAUUGGCACUGUAUUAUUAUACCCGAACACCUGCUUCAUUUAGAAAGGAUAACCAAAAUCUGUUUGGAAGUAAUCUACUGGGAUUGAAAGAUGAUGAGAUGGAUCUGAGCCAAGCUUUAUGUUUGCCUGUUUCGGUAUCGGAGAUCCUACAAGCAAAUCAACAAGGGGAUGGAGUUCGUUUCUUUGUAGUGGAUUGUCGACCUGCAGAACAGUACAAUGCUGGGCAUCUUUCUACAGCAUUUCAUUUAGAUUCUGACCUGAUGCUGCAGAACCCUGCAGAGUUUGCACUUUCAGUUAAGUCCCUUUUGGAAGCACAGAAACAAUCCAUCGAGUCAGGGUCAGUCGCAAGUGGCGAACAUCUGUGCUUCAUGGGAAGUGGCCGAGAAGAAGAAGACAUGUAUAUGAACAUGGUGCUGGCCCAUUUUCUACAGAAAAAAAAGGAGUAUGUUAGCAUUGCCAGAGGGGGCUUUAUGGCAUUGCAGCAGCACCUUGUAGACAUAAAUGUAGAUGGUCCAGAAAAUGGCUAUGGUCACUGGAUUGUUAGUACAUCUGGAUCUCGUGGAAGUAUCUCUUCUGAUGGCGACUCCCCAAAUGGCUCAGGUGAUGGAAGGGGAGUCAAGUCAUUAGUAAAUAAAAUGACUUUUGCUCUUAAAUCCAAAUCUGUGAACGUAAAAGAGAAGGUGAUCAGUUUCAUUGAGAAUACAUCAACACCAGUUGAAAGAAUGGCUUUUCAAGUUCCUUGGCCAGAAAAAGUGAACCUCAAUUGGCAUGUGAGCAGCAGUGACAGGGUAGGAAAACCCUAUCGGGGGGUAAAGCCUGUCUUCAGUAUUGCAGAUGAAGAGGAGUAUGAUACAGAUGAAAUUGACAGUUCUUCUAUGUCCGAUGAUGAUCGGAAGGAGAUGGUGAAUAUUCAGACAUGGGUGAACAAGCCUGAUGUUAAAUACCACUUUCCAUGUGAUGAGGUGAAAGAAACAGGACAUAUGUUUCCAAGUCACCUUCUGGUAACAGCAACUCACAUGUACUGUUUGCGAGAAAUGCCAUCUCGAAAAGGAUUUGCUUACAUUCAAUCACGGCAGGCCCUGACCUCAAUGGUGAAAAUUACGUCCAAGAAAAAGCACCCAGAGCUAAUUACGUUUAAAUUUGGAAACAGUAAUGCCUCACCAGUAGAGAUCUUGGCUGUGGAAAGGUAUUUGAUACCAAAUGCAGGAGAUGCAACUAAAGCCAUAAAACAGCAGAUCAUGAAAGUCCUUGAUGCAUUAGAAAGCUGAUAAACAAACAACUCAAGACGUUGCCUUCAAAAGCUUAAGAGACUGAGAACACAAAAGAUGAUGGACAUUUCUCUUUGGAUGAUUAACCCACCAGAAGUUCUGUUUGUAGCAGAACAUCUGGAGUUUGACUCAACUGAUACAGAUUUGUAGGUUGUUCCAUAACAUUCUGUUGUUUGGUGCACAGCAAACUGGGAAUUAUCUAAGAAUUUGAACUUUCUUUGAGAACUAAACUCCUAAAAGGCAAACUUAUGUUGAAGGCAAAAUGUUUGGUGCAUUUGAAUAUUCUUAACUUAUAAUUGUUAAUACAGGUAUUUGUUUUUUUUUCAAAUCGUUUGAUAUGAAGUUUCCUUAAUGGCUAACAUAUUCCCCUUAGAUUUAAUAAUCAAUGUGUAGAAAUAACAAUCUUUACCUUGGAUGUUUAUGUUUAAGCACCUUAAUUUGAAACAACAUCUUUUAAUACAAUACUAAAGUACUAAUACUGUUUCCACCAGGCUUUUAGCAUAAAUAUGCACUUGUAAAAGGCGUAUUCAGGUCAUGCUGUCCCUGAAGUUCUGUUCCCCUGUGAAAUUUCUGUUGCAACUUUUACUUUGUGCCUACUUCAGUAAUGUCAUUUUCAGUAAAUGAGUGUAAAAAUAAAUUUGUGUUACGGUAUGCCACCUAUUGCUGUUUAUGAAACACAGCUGUAAAUAAACUGGGAGAAUUUAAUCUUCAUUUUUGCAAUUAAUUAUCUGUCACUUAAAACUGUGCACAGUAUAAUCUAACCCACCCAGUAUUUUGCAUUCCAAAAGGGUAAUGUUGGGAAUUUCUGGUUUACAAACUACUGUAAUUUCAGAGUAUUAAUGGCUGACUUACUACAGUAUUUACAAUAAAUGUGUUUGCACAAGCUUAAUAUGAGAUUACCCAAAGAAAUUCAGUUUUUGACUUCAUUCUGUUCAAAUUGAAUGAUAUGGCUAUUCUUCCCUGUCAAAAUUGUUUAGUGUCAACAGUUACAUGUUUACUGGCUUUAUCCUUCUUGCAUGCCUGCUAUAAACAUAUUUUUGUUAUCCAUAGAGACUGUGUUUUUUAAAAUAAAACCAACUUGAUCCUCUUCA
Molecule: messenger RNA, 3238 nt
Organism: Rhincodon typus (whale shark)
Lineage: Eukaryota; Metazoa; Chordata; Chondrichthyes; Orectolobiformes; Rhincodontidae
Gene: tbc1d23
Product: TBC1 domain family, member 23
Exons: 19
Coding region: 51-2147 (698 amino acids)
Biological process (GO): retrograde transport, endosome to Golgi; embryonic brain development
Cellular component (GO): trans-Golgi network
Source: RefSeq, a predicted model, not a curated record